AUUUUCAGAAGAUUCCACGCAAUAAGGAGCAAAAUAUGUCAAACGAAACAAUCGUAUGGACGGAUGCAAUGCGUGAGGUACUGAUCAAAUCGGUACAACGUCAGGAAUGCAUAUGGAAUUUUUCUAAUGUUGAUUACCGGAAUGCUGCCAAAAAACGACAAAUUUUUUGGGAAAUUGCUCAAGAAAUGUCAGAAAUGUUCGGUAUCAUACUUAAGGGUACUCAUACAAGUCGUCAGUGGCAGCAUUUACGAGAUCAGUACAGACGAGCUAAGCGCCGAAUGGAAGUAUCAAAUGUCCAAAUAAAACCAUGGCGUUUCAUGCAAAUGUUGAAAUUUACGGAUGCUACUGAUAUUGCUGAAGCAAAUGAUCCAAUGAGCUACUUGUAUAAUUCGUUCCUGUUGGAUGAUCGAAACGUCCAGCAACAGCGACCAUAUUCAACACCAAGUGCCUUGAUGUCACAAGAACGUAAGGAAGGCGACCAGCAGUCAUCGUAUCCUAUUUAUCCGUCCAAAACAGAUGGUGGAUUGUAUCCCGUAACAAGUACCGUGACCGUAACAUGUAGUCCGAGUACAGCCGGAAAUCCAUACAAUUCAGUCGAUCAGACUAACGAAGCCCUGGCUAACAUUGAGCGGUUAGCAAACAUAGAACGGACUAUUGAAGCGGUCUCAAAAGCGGAACAGUUUAGCGAUAGUUCAUUUCAUCAAAACGGCGACGAAUCAUCAAAUCAUGAUGUAAAACCGGAUGCUACUUGCCCACCAGUUGUUGGUUCGAAAAGGCGUUCUAGUGCAUUGCAAAUGGCACAUGGUAUUGACCGGAAAACUGGGCGGGAAAUAAUCGACGAAUUCACUCUUUUGGGUCAGUUUGUGGAAAAAAAAGUACGAGCAAUUUCGAUCCGAAAUCCACGACUUGGCUUAAUAGUACAGAAGAAGAUCAGUGACUGUGUAUUUGAAGCAUCAAUGGAAUUGCUGGAAAUCGAUCAUCCGGAAGUAGCACAGAACAAUCACGUUAACUACAAUGUUAAUUAAUGAGAAAAAAGGAGAAAUUGAUAAUCUGUAUUUUCAUUGCAUCUACUCUAUUUCACUUCUACUGGGUGCGAUUCCCAUCAGUAAUCAACAGUCCAAACUUCACUGUUCCAUUUACAGCGUACAAUCUUUCGACCAUAUUCCUUGAUCAUUUUUUCGGCUAUUUGUACAUACUCCUUUUCACACUGUUGUCGAUCUAUUCCUGAACAUUUUGAUUUUCAUUUUGAUUUUGAUAACUAAAUGUUUCCCCUUGUUCAGUUCACAGUUCAUCUUCUCUGCAUCACAGUAUAAUUUUCAACUAAUUCUUUUAUCUCAUGUAAUGGCUUUAAUAAGUCAUUCAUGUGGCCUAAAAAAUAAUAAGUGGACGAAGAAUGAGAGAUCUGUGUCCGUCUGAAGAGCCUCUUUAGCUUUUUUGUGAUGCUCUACCAAAUCGAUAUUUGACCAAUUCCAUGUAGAGAAUUUUUGAAGCACUCAUUUUUUGCCGCUCUCAGUUCUGCUCUGGAGUUAUUUCUCAGUCCCUUUAUCAGUUAACGCUGUGCAGAUAUCUUUGGAAAAUAAAUUUGACAAAC
Loa loa (African eye worm) is the source of this 1591-nucleotide messenger RNA. RefSeq lists its product as hypothetical. Lineage: Eukaryota; Metazoa; Nematoda; Chromadorea; Rhabditida; Onchocercidae. Gene Ontology annotation, biological process: regulation of transcription by RNA polymerase II. Gene Ontology annotation, cellular component: transcription regulator complex; nucleus. The transcript is spliced from 6 exons. The record is from RefSeq and is a predicted model, not a curated record. The coding region runs from base 36 to 1025 and encodes 329 amino acids.